Messenger RNA from Aspergillus neoniger CBS 115656, 1842 nucleotides. RefSeq lists its product as uncharacterized. The record is from RefSeq and is a predicted model, not a curated record. The transcript is spliced from 2 exons. Lineage: Eukaryota; Fungi; Ascomycota; Eurotiomycetes; Eurotiales; Aspergillaceae. The coding region runs from base 1 to 1842 and encodes 613 amino acids. Gene Ontology annotation, molecular function: protein binding; phosphatidylcholine lysophospholipase A1 activity.
AUGAGUAGGAACUCGAUCAAGACAGAACCAGACUCGAACGUGGCAGACAGGGUUCAGGGACUUGUCGGAAGAGACGAAGGCACCCUGCGAGUAAUGAUCGUAGGGGACUCAAUGACCCAGGGGAAGGAAGGGGACUACACGUGGAGGUAUCGGAUCUGGGAGUGGUUCCGGGCGCAAGACAUUGCCGUCACCUUUGUGGGGCCCUACACAGGGACCGUGCAGCCGGAUCCUGCCGAACCGCCCACUCCGCCGCCGCUCUACGGGGAAGAGACCGCCUCCGACCAGCCCAAGACCAGCGGCGGGUACGCGGCGGACGUGGCGGCCGACUUCGAUCGCCAUCAUUUCGCCGUCUGGGGCCGUGCGGCGGCUGUCGACAAGGGCUUGAUUCGUGAUGUCCUCGGUGCCAAUCCAGCUGACUUGAUGCUGUUGAUGCUGGGGUUCAAUGACAUGGGUUGGUUCUAUAGUGAUGCCCCUGGCACCCUGGACAGCAUCCAAACCCUGAUCAGCAAUGCCCGCACCGUCAAUCCGAAUCUAAAGUUCGCCGUCGCCAAUGUCCCACAGCGCAGUUUUAUUGGGGGCCGCGAGGAUCUGCCCAUCAGUACCAAUAUCUACAAUGCGCUACUGCGGGACGCGAUCCCGGAAUGGAGUACGACGGAUUCCCCCAUUCACCUGGUGGAGCUGCAAGAGAACUACGAGUGUGAGCCGAGUGCGUGCCCCGUGGGCUAUGACGGGCUUCAUCCAGAUGCCGCGGGCGAAUACCAGAUAGCUCGCGCUUUCAGUCUCACUUUGGUGAAUGAUUUCAAGAUUGGAAGCUCGCCAUUAUCUGUUCCGGAUAGCAUCCCCGCAAGACCUCUCCCCGUGCCGUCCAACUUCCAGGUGUUCAGCAGUGCUACGGGAGUCACGGCGACAUGGGACUCUGUAUACGGAGCAUAUAGCUACGAUGUCUCGUCGCGAAUUCAAGGCGGCAUCACCGACUUCUCGGCAGGAAGUGUUAGUGCAGCUCGUUGGGAUUCAACUUGGCCAGAAGACGGCUGGGUCUACGAAGUCAAAGUCCGUGCCAGUGCGGGUGACAACAUUAAGGGCGACUGGACCUCGGUCCUGUCCGCGACGGCACAUCCGCAGACAGCGGCCGCUCCUCGUAACGUGGUGGUCAAACCCACCAGCAGCGGGUUCGACAUCUCCUGGGAUCCUCCAACAGGAGCUUACACAGACUCGAUCAUCGAAUACAAUGUGCUCUACUGGGACAAAUCAGAGGACUGUUCUUACAUCACUGGGGGCGCUUUCACGGGCACCUCCGGGCACAUCGACAACCUCACGCCAGGCCAUUACUACUUUUUGGCUAUUGAGACUUGGAAUGCAGCAGGCGAAGGUUUCCCCGAAGUGGUCACGGGCGUAGUUCCUGGUGCUGGCACGCCUUCUACGCCCACUGAUCUUACGAUCGUGGCGAAUGACCCGACCACCAUCCAUAUGACCUGGAGCAAGUCGGCCGACGCGGCAGGAUACCGCUUGUGGUCGCGAAACGUCAACGACCCUGGCAGCGUGUUAACGGCACAGAAUGCGACGGUGGAGACCACCUGUAGUGAUCAGUAUUUCCUGUUCCCGGGCACUUGGAACUAUGAGUGGUGUGUUAGUGCUUUCAACGGGGAUUUGGAAUCCCCCACUGGAACAUGUGUCGUGGCACCUUCUCCCACUGCCGGUGGAGGUGCCGGUCAGUACUGCCCAUCCCCGCCCGCGUGGUGUCCUAACGGUGGAAGCGCAGGCGGCGGCGGGAGUGGAACUGGCAGCAGCACGACAAGUUCAUCCAGACCAGACGUGGCCAGUCGUCACAAAUGGUCAUUGUGA